UUUGUUAAUUUUAUUGUUGUCAUUUAUUUGUUGAGGAUUUGCCACAUUUUGGACAAAAUGACGAUAUUUAAUCUAUAUAUAUUUGACAAGAUGGGAACGCUAAUGCAUUAUGCCGAGUGGAAUCGUACCAAGAAAUCCGGCAUUACCCGUGAGGAGGAAGCCAAGCUAACAUACGGCAUGCUUUUUUCCAUCAAAUCCUUUGUCAGUAAGAUAUCUCCGCAUGAUCCGCGCGAAGGAUUUCUCUACUACAAAACAAAUCGCUAUGCACUGCAUUAUCUGGAGACGCCCUCGGGAUUAAAAUUUGUACUCAACACUGAUACAUCGGCCAUCAACGUGAAAGAACUGCUGCAGCAACUUUACGCCAAAGUUUGGGUGGAGUAUGUAGUGCGUGAUCCACUGUGGAUGCCCGGUUCGGUGGUUACCUCAGAGCUGUUCCAAAGCAAGCUCGAUGAGUUUGUCAAGCAAUCGCCCAUCUUUGGCAUUAGAAAUAUUUAAACAUAGCUUACCGCAUAGUUAAUACAUAUUGUACAUAAAACGCCCAAAUUAUGUGUCAUAAGCGUCACAGCCUCUC
Molecule: messenger RNA, 571 nt
Organism: Drosophila innubila
Lineage: Eukaryota; Metazoa; Arthropoda; Insecta; Diptera; Drosophilidae
Gene: Bet5
Product: trafficking protein particle complex subunit 1
Exons: 3
Coding region: 58-495 (145 amino acids)
Biological process (GO): endoplasmic reticulum to Golgi vesicle-mediated transport
Cellular component (GO): TRAPP complex
Source: RefSeq, a predicted model, not a curated record